AUGAAGAAGUUUGGCAAUAUUUAUCUUAUCGCGGCCACGUCCGUCAUAGGUGGCGCGCUAUUCGGUUUCGAUAUCUCGUCUAUGAGUGCUAUUAUCUCAACUGCCCCCUACAAGUGCCAGUUUAACCAGCAAGGCAACAAACCUGGAACGAAUGAGUGCCAGGGUCCAGAUGCUCUCGUACAAGGUGGCAUCACCGCCGCCAUGCCCGGAGGUUCUUGGCUUGGCGCUCUCAUCUCCGGUGUCCUUACGGAUAUCUUCGGUCGAAAGACGUCUAUUCAGAUCGGUGCCAUUAUUUGGAUAAUCGGUUCUAUCAUUAUCUGCGCUGCCCAAAACAUCCCGAUGCUAAUCGUCGGUCGUAUCAUUAACGGUAUCAGCGUGGGUAUCUGUUCGGCUCAGGUUCCGGUUUACAUCUCCGAGUUGUCACCGCCGUCUAAACGAGGUCGAUUCAUUGGAAUGCAACAAUGGGCCAUCACCUGGGGUAUUGCGAUCAUGUUCUUCUUAUGCUACGGCUCCAGCUUCAUCAACGGAGCCGCCGCAUUCCGUCUCCCGUGGGGUCUGCAAAUGAUUCCGGCCCUUCUACUCUUCUUCGGCUUGACGGUUCUCCCCGAAUCGCCUCGUUGGUUAGCGAAGCACGAUCGUUGGGAGGAGGCCAAAGAAGUGCUCGUUCUGGUCCACGGCCAAGGAAACCCUGACUCUCAACUAGUCGCUAAGGAGAUGGCAGAAAUCAAGGAAGCGGUUGACUUCGAGCGUCAGAAUGCAGACGUGUCUUACCUAGAGCUGUUCCGUCCUAAGAUGAUUAACCGAACUCACAUUGGUAUCUUCACUCAGAUCUGGUCGCAGCUUACCGGCAUGAACGUCAUGAUGUACUACAUUUCCUACAUCUUCACGAUGACGGGCUCGGGUGAUGAUGUACUACUGCCUAGCGGUAUUCAGUUCAUUAUCAACGUCGUCAUGACCGUUCCGGCUCUUAUCUGGCUUGAUAGGUGGGGUCGUCGUCCGACCAUGCUUAUCGGUGCGUUCUUCAUGUGCCUCUGGCUCUCCAUCAAUGCUGGUUUGUUUGCCGUAUAUUCGCACGCGCCUGCCCCUCACCAGUUCGAUACCGCUGCCAUCUCCAUGGUCAUUAGUGGAAGACCCGCCACGGCUGUGAUCGCAAGUACCUACCUAUUCGUCGCAUCCUACGCGCCGACAUGGGGUCCUUGCUCUUGGACCUACCCAGCUGAGCUUUACCCGCUUCGCGUGCGUGGAAAGGCUGUUGCUCUUGCUACGUCUGCUAACUGGGCCUUCAACUUUGCGCUCGCGUACUUCGUUCCCCCCUCGUUCGCUAACAUCACAUGGAAGACGUAUGUUUUGUUCGCCGUAUUCUGUUUCGUCAUGUUCUUCCACACAUUCUUCCUGUUCCCCGAGACCUCCAAUAAGACUCUUGAGGAGGUCGCCGCUACCUUUGAGGACGACGGCCCCGGCUCUUUCAAAUAUAUUGGUGUCCCGGCUUGGAAGACCCACAACGAUCGUUCCAUUCUCCGCAUCGAACGCAACCUUGUCAGCUCCGAAGAAAAGAUCGGCAUUGAACAUUCAACCUCGGCCAAGAUUUAG
Molecule: messenger RNA, 1590 nt
Organism: Daldinia decipiens
Lineage: Eukaryota; Fungi; Ascomycota; Sordariomycetes; Xylariales; Hypoxylaceae
Product: general substrate transporter
Exons: 4
Coding region: 1-1590 (529 amino acids)
Biological process (GO): carbohydrate transport; transmembrane transport
Cellular component (GO): membrane
Molecular function (GO): carbohydrate:proton symporter activity
Source: RefSeq, a predicted model, not a curated record